Molecule: messenger RNA, 2197 nt
Organism: Suillus paluster
Lineage: Eukaryota; Fungi; Basidiomycota; Agaricomycetes; Boletales; Suillaceae
Exons: 2
Source: RefSeq, a predicted model, not a curated record
GUGGAAGAAGUGGAAAGGAGAGUCGCGUCUUUGAAUCUCAAUCUUUCCCUCACCUACGCUCAAACCGCUUUGACGGAGUCGUGGCAGUUCCUUUUGCACCAAGUAUUGCCAUUUGUGCGGCCAGUGCCGGAGAUCCGUUCAAACCUCCUGUCACUCUCCGCUACGAUAUCUGGAGACCUGGCUUUGGAGAAAAGGUCGGGAGACAUGAUGGCAAAACUUCAUGGCACACGACUCAACUUAUUGUUAUCGAUACUUGAAGUGGUCUGGUUUUCUGAUUCGGAUGCCGACAAGCAAAUCACCUCUUUCAUGACCCUCGUCGACAACAUGCACAAAGUUCUGUUGAAUGAGGCACAACCUCCUUCUCAGUCGUUCCUGGGACAGUUAUCCGUGCCCUUCCAUCAGAUCCUGCUCCAGGUCAUCUACUUCUGUGUUCGCCAGUGCCGGAACAUUGCCAGGCGGCCUAAAGUUCUCAAUGCUAGCAGACGCCUUGCCGUUUCUGGCUUGCUGGACGCAACGCUUCCGCUGGUGAUCGAUGCUCUCCGUCUCACCUUCGACUCUGCCCGCACACGGCUUGAUCUCGAUCUUGAUCGAGACAUGGAGCUACUGGUUGCUGUCUUUGAGCAAUGCACGCGUCCCGAGAUCAACCUAUCAUCUCUAACGUGGUUGACUCGAUGCCAAGAGACGGAUGUUAUCAAAUCCACCUUGGAGUUACUCACUCGGACAGACAUGAUCGGCCUCACAGACCUGCCCUUGCUUCGCACUCGCAGGCAACCUCUGUACGCGCCCCACAUCCUCCUAUUCCACAUGGCUGUAGUGAGCGUCCCGUCCGGCGCUGAAAGAUUUGCUAGUGAAGGCGUCAUCUCAGCCUAUAGUAACAACGGGAUUAGCCUUGCGGCAAGCUCGGGGCAGAUCGAUGUCGUGUUGCCUGAGCUUCCUGGAGAGAGGAGCCCAGCACACCAGGCAUACUGCUCGAUGAUGGCCAUAGUUUCUACGGUCGUCUCUGCUCUCAGGCGGCAACACCACUUCUUCGACGCAGAGGCCUGCGGAUUCGUGCAGCUGUAUGGCAAGCAGAUUGUCCGGGCGCUGAGCUGGAGUGUCGGUGAUCCGAUCACAUUGCCGUUGUUGGAGGAGAUGGAACAGGUCGUCAGUCUCUUUUACGCGCUUGCGGAGAGUGCUCCUCCUACUGCUUCCCCAAACCCAGCCGUAGUGAAGGUCCUGCGUGUCUUUACGACCCAUGCGCUCAUGCUUCUUCAGCAACUCAACUAUGCGCUGACGCACCCCAAUCACAUUGCCAGUCUCUUGGAGCCGGUGACUGCGGAAGAGCGUGCAUUGCUGGAAAGGGAGCCAACCGCCGCGUCCUCUCUGUUGUCGUUGAACAUGGCCGACCUGCAGAAACAUCCGUUGACUGCGCGUCUCGUCCAUCGACUAUUUAGGCUGUCAAGCUCCGUCGUGUCGACGCUGAUCAGCAUCAGCCGAGCGUACGAUGUGCUUCUUGGCGAACAAGAAGAGUGGCCCGUUCAAGAAGCAGUGAUCGUUCCCCAUUCCAAGGUGGUACCCGGAGAGCCAGCCUCUUUGGGAACCUUGCUUGAACUCGCAAAUUGCACCCUCGAUGCUCUAAGAAACCUCGUCAACCGCCCAGCAGGUCAGGCCAUCGCCCCGCCUGCCUCCAUAAAAGAAACGCCACUUGAUGUGCGAGAAGGCAUGCUGACUGCACGGAAGACGCUGGAAGCAUUGCUGGUGUAUGCGGCGACUCAGCUUGCGAUGUGGCUUUCCAAGCCAGAUUUUGACGCUGCUGAAAUGGACUCGGAGGAUCACGUUCCACAGACCAUUGACAUGCGAGAAGGCUCGAAGAGACCAUCUAGGGCCCUCACAGACCGGAUUCGAAGGGGAAUGCCGGGUGAGAUGGCGACGGAUCUGGAGAAGCUGUUGAAGGAAGCGAAGCCUGUUCUCCAGAAGAGUGUUGAUGUUUCGGAGAAGACGGACGUCAAUGGGGACCUUACGCAGGUACUACUUAGGUUUAUGAGCGAGUGGGUCAUGACCACGCCAUCGUAGAUAGGUUAGGUUCCAUGUCGAUGUAUCAAAAGUAACAUUAUAUGUAUCACGUUCGUGGUGAAUAGACCAAUUACUGCGUCAAAAUAUCUAUACCAGUAUCGGUGAUGAGAAUCAUGUGCUCUGCUUGAGCGCUCCGUGCACAAUU